GUCCUCCGAACUUUGCCACCAAAAAAUGGCGACCUCCAUGCUGUGCAGGAGGACAGCAAUAUUUAGCUGGGCUAUUCGAAUGGUUUCACCCUUAAAAUCGUAUAAUCUUGCCAGCUCACACUGUGGGCUUCUACACCAGAUAGCAAAUUAUAACCCUAAACCACUGAAAUUAAAUUUGAAAGAUGUAUACAUACCAGAUAGGGAAAGCGAGAAAACUCCGGAAUGGCAGAAGACAGCGAAGUAUGACCGCAAGCUAUUCGGGCGGUAUGGCUCUUCGUCGGGAAUCGACCCUGCAAAGCUGUGGCCCAGCCAUGCCCAGCUCGAGGAGAUGAUAGCAGAGGAGAGGGAAUGGAACCCUCCGCUCCAGGUGAUGCUGAAGAACGUCGAGGCGAAAACGAAGGAAGCCAAUGCGAAACGUCUCGCGAGAGAGAAACUGGUUGCAUCCAAUAUGGCCAAGAUGCCUAAGAUGGUGGCUGACUGGAGGAAGGAAAAACGUGAGGCGAAACAGAAGUUGAAAGAUGAGAAGGCGCGUCGUGAAAGGCUGCUAGCCGAGGCCAGAGAACGCUUUGGCUAUGCUAUGGACCCCCGAAGCCCCAAGUUCCUGGAGAUGGUCAGUGAAAUCGAAAAGGAGGAGAAGAAGAAAAGGAAGCUGAUGAAACGUAGACUAAAAGAAGAACAGAGCCACAUCCCUGCUGCUGCUUCCUCGGCUGAUUCCUCGUCUUAAGGCACUGACUUUGACCAUGCCCCAGGACUACCUGACAUGAUGACUCCUUGCUGUCCCCAGUCCACCUGGCCAUGCUGCUGCUCCAGUUUCAACUGGCCUGGGCCCUAGGACCAUGUCCCAGGACUACCUGACAUGAUGACUCCUUGCUGUCCCCAGUCCACCUGGCCAUGCUGCUGCUCCAGUUUCAACUGUUCUGCCUUACUAUUAUUCAACCAUGCUGGUCAUUUAUGAACAUUUGAACAUCUUGGCCACGUUCUGUUAUAAUCUCCACCCGGCACAGCCAGAAGAGGACUGGCCACCCCACAUGUGCUCUCUCUAAUUCUCUCUUUCUUUCUCUCUCUCGGAGGACCUGAGCCCUAGGACCAUGCCCCAGGACUACCUGACAUGAUGACUCCUUGCUGUCCCCAGUCCACCUGACUGUGCUGCUGCUCCAGUUUCAACUGUUCUGCCUUAUUAUUAUUCGACCAUGCUGGUCAUUUAUGAACAUUUGAACAUCUUGGUCAUGUUCUGUUAUAAUCUCUACCCGGCACAGCCAGAAGAGGACUAGCCACCCCACAUAGCCUGGUUCCUCUCUAGGUUUCUUCCUAGGUUUUGGCCUUUCUAGGGAGUUUUUCCUAGCCACCGUGCUUUUACACCUGCAUUGUUUGCUGUUCAGGGUUUUAGGCUGGGUUUCUGUACAGCACUUUGAGAUAUCAGCUGAUGUACGAAGGGCUAUAUAAAUAAAUUUGAUUUGAGGUAUGUAAAAACAAAAUGCACAAAAAUAAGCUUUUUGUGCAUAUGGAAAAGGUGUAUCUUUGAUUUUGGCUCAUGAAACAUGGGACCAACACUUUACAUGAUGCAUUUAUAUUUUUGUUCAGUGUAUGAGAUAUGAUUAACAUAAAACAGUCAGAUCCAAAGACACAGGGAUUUUAAUUGGUUAAAGUUAGGUUCUAGUUACAGAGGGAUGAGGCUAGGCAUGGGGUUAGCAAACCACCAUCCAGAACCAUAUGAAAUCGGCAGGCUGUAUAUAGUGUACACCAGAAAUUCAAAGUCUUGAUUUUGAGAGUUGGUCUGAGACCAAGUAAAUGCAGGCUUGGUCUGGUCAUGGUCUCAAUACCCUCAGUCUGACUCAAUAUGUUAAAAAUACCUGAAUAUCAUUGCAACCAUAAGGUGUCAGUUUCCCGGACACAGAUGAAGCCUAGUCCUGGGUUAAGCAUGUUCAAUAGAGAAUCUCCAUUAGAAAAUAUAUUUUUAGUCCAGGACUAUGCUUCAUCUGUGUCUGGGAUACUGGCCCCAAGAGUUUAGGUGUACACCCUACAAUUAGAUCAUGUAUGUAUUAUAGGUUUUGUGUAUUUGUAUGCUGACUUCACAAAAUUAAUUUCAGUGUAAAAAUAUUUAUCCCCUGGCCUUACAUAGUGCACACUGUUGUGCAGACCGUGUAUGUAACCUUUAUUUAACUAGGCAAGUCAGUGAAGAACACAUUCUCAUUUACAAUGACAACCUACUGGAGAACAGUGCCUUGUUCAGGGGCAGAAAGACAGAUUUUUACCUGUCAGCUUGGGGAUUCAAUCCAGCAACCUUUCAGUUACUGGCCCAACGCUCUAACCACUAGGCUACCUGCUGCCCCAUGAUUGACACUGGGUGAGAUGUCAUGAUCCACUGAUUAAGUUCAAGGAAGUAGCAGGUAAGUUUAUACACAGUAUACAAAACAUUAAGAACACCUUCCUAAUAUCUGAGUUACACCUCCUUUAGCCUUCAGAACAGCCUCAAUUUGUCAGGGCAUGGACUCUACAAGGACUCUACAAGGUGUCUAACGCGUUCCACAGGGUUGAUGGCCAAUGUUAACUCCAAUGCUUCCCACAGUUGUGUCAAUUUGGCUGGAUGUCUUUUGGGUGGUGGACCAAUUCUUGAUACACACAGGAAACUUAAAUGUGAAAAAUCCAGCAGCGUUGCAGUUUUUGACAAACUGGUGCGCCUGGCACCCAGUACCAUACCCUGUUCAAAGA
This is a messenger RNA of Oncorhynchus nerka (sockeye salmon), 2709 nucleotides long. RefSeq names its product large ribosomal subunit protein mL64-like. Gene Ontology annotation, cellular component: mitochondrion; nucleus. The transcript has 3 exons. NCBI's taxonomy places the organism in Eukaryota, Metazoa, Chordata, Actinopteri, Salmoniformes, Salmonidae. Bases 26 to 724 code for a protein of 232 amino acids. The record is from RefSeq and is a predicted model, not a curated record.